Molecule: messenger RNA, 657 nt
Organism: Plasmodium cynomolgi strain B
Lineage: Eukaryota; Apicomplexa; Aconoidasida; Haemosporida; Plasmodiidae
Product: step II splicing factor
Exons: 2
Coding region: 1-657 (218 amino acids)
Biological process (GO): mRNA splicing, via spliceosome
Cellular component (GO): spliceosomal complex
Molecular function (GO): pre-mRNA 3'-splice site binding
Source: RefSeq, a predicted model, not a curated record
AUGUGGAUAAACAAAAUUGGCAAUAAGAGUGCUUCCUUCAUAAACCACAAGCAUUUCCACCCAGGUAACAUAAAAAAUCUCGAAAGAGUAUGGCUAGCUGAAGAAAAGGAAAGAAAGCGAAAAGAAGAAGAAGAAAAAUAUCUGAAGAAAAAGGAAGAACAAUACAAGUUGUACGUUUUAAAACAGCAGCUUAAGAAGAAUGAGCAGGAAGAAGGAUGUAAUAAUGACCCACAUAAUUAUCUGUACAAUAUUAACAGAGAAGGUAAAAGAGGAAGCUCAAAAAGAAAGGCCAACGGAGUCAGUGUUCAUCCCGGGUUAAAUGUCCAAAAUGGUAAUGAUGAAAAGGAGACAACCUGUAACAAAUUACUUGUCAAAUCAAAAUAUAGUGAAGAUGUUUUUGUAAAAAAUCACAAAGCUGUUUAUGGCUCCUAUUACGAUACAGAGAAAAAAAAGUGGGGCUAUAGGUGCUGCAAAACUAUCGACAAGAAUGCAGCGUGCACGAAGCAUGUACCUGAUGAUGCUACACCAAAUGAUGCAUGUGGUAGGGCCGUUAGAAAGGACCUAAACAAGGCCAAAAAUAAGAAGAAAAAUAAAAACAAGAAAAAGAACAACCGCGUUGAUAACAGCAUAACGGCAGUUUUGAACAAAUUUUUGUGA